Ceratina calcarata is the source of this 1735-nucleotide messenger RNA. RefSeq names its product nucleolysin TIA-1-like. Bases 1385 to 1735 code for a protein of 116 amino acids. The transcript is spliced from 3 exons. NCBI's taxonomy places the organism in Eukaryota, Metazoa, Arthropoda, Insecta, Hymenoptera, Apidae. Gene Ontology annotation, molecular function: RNA binding. The record is from RefSeq and is a predicted model, not a curated record.
ACUCUGCGCUCGGCCGGACGUGACGUAACCGCGCGCACCGUCGAGAGCGUAGAGAACCGAGUCGUCUCUAGUCGUCGCCGACGUGUCCCGGUCGUCGCGUUACCAUCAAUACACCGUCUCGCGUUAUAAACGUACGAUUACUCGCGUAGUACACAAACGUUCCCAGUGACGUGCGCUUCGUGUCACGUCGGUUCGUAGAAAUUCGAGUCGAGUGUUAUUGUUAGAUCGAAAUAGUACAAUCGUUGUGACUCGUUUGGCGUAGACGCGGUACUGCCGCGUGUACACACGCACGCUACUGCGUGGGUGUCGACGGAUUUUAAUAACUGACGCUUGGGAAUUGCCGGCCGAGCCGGAUUGUUGCGAGCCAACAAAAGUAGUGAACUAGUGAACGUAAACUUUGUGAGUGACGCUGGGAUCGAAAAUAUUAGUGGUUGUUCGUCUGGAAGAUUGAAAGGGUCACGUUGAUUCAUUCAUUGAAGAUCGGAGGACCACAUUAAUUUACUGGUUGAUGAUUCGUGAGUCACGUUGAUUCAGUCAUUGGAAAUUGAAGGGCUACAUUGAAUCGCUGAUCGGCGUUUGAGAGAAUCAGAUUGACUCACUUAUUGACGGUUGAACGGUCACACUGGUUCACUCUUUGAAAGUUCACGUUGGAAAACAAAAUAACAAAUCGUGAGAAGAAAUAGAGAUUUAAGUUUAGUUAGAAAAAAAAUGGUGACGAUAUCGCGAGUGGAAAGUAAAACAUAUUGACGAUUGUAAGAAAGUUACUUAGAAAAGGAACGAGGAAUCUGUUAAGAAGUAAAUAUUAACAAAUACCAAUAAACCGUGUCAUUAGUCCAACCAACCAGACAUGUGUAAAAAGAGUGAUGUCGUUUAGUAGAAGAAUCGCCACAAUCUUGACGUUACUAUAAAAAAACACGAAGAUCCCAGAGCAAGUAAUGUGUAGCAACUUCUUAUCCUCGUUCACCCUAAUCUUGCCAAUCAAUUAAAAAUAUUAUCAAUCAAUUGACGUCAUGUUCGUCGAACAUUAACAUCGAUCAUCCAAUAUCUACGUAGAUCUACAAUUCCUCUGUCACCUUGAAUACGUGAGAAUAUUUUCGAUCACGUGACUUUGACCUCUGCAAAAAUUUCGAAACCCAAAUAUUAAUAGAAAGAAAAACCAAAGAAAAUAUCAAGCAUCGAUUAAGAGGAAAACUACAGAUAUAAAAAAGUAGAAGAAGAAGCCCAGAUAUAAAAAAACGAGAAAGAGGAAAACCUGGAUAGAAAGCGCGAGGAGGAGGAAAACAGGAAAAGCUUCGUUUUCGAAAAUCGUGCACGUAGGGUCGUCAGUCACGUGGGGGACUAGCGAGAGCGGAGUUCGCCACGGCGAAACACGAACCGUGGAAAGAUGCUGACUAUGUCGACCCUGAUGAUGCCGACAACGAUGACCACUAUGACGAACCCAGGCCCUAUACCGGCUCACAGCAUGCCGCAGAAGAUAGAACCACCGAAACUGACCGCAGCAGCCACCCUCGCCCAUACGGCAACGGCCGGCAACAAAUCAGAACACUACCACAUAUUCGUAGGGGAUUUGAGCCCGGAGAUCGAGACGCAGACGUUGAGGGAAGCCUUCGCUCCUUUCGGGGAAAUCUCAGGCAUAAACGUCGCGAGGAAGAUUGGAAACGCUGCCAAGGGAGAAGGCGACGACGACGACGACGGUGUAGCCGGGAGCACAAAGCCAGGGAGAGGUAACUCUUAA